Diuraphis noxia (Russian wheat aphid) is the source of this 1120-nucleotide messenger RNA. RefSeq names its product transmembrane protein 179. NCBI's taxonomy places the organism in Eukaryota, Metazoa, Arthropoda, Insecta, Hemiptera, Aphididae. The record is from RefSeq and is a predicted model, not a curated record.
GUCGAACCAAAUUGUGUAGCAUUUGUCACAGUGACAGCGAAAUUGGGUUCAACCAGUAUACUUGUUUGAAAAACUCUCAAUUUUUUUGUCAUUAUUCCGAAAGAACAUUCUAUGUGUUGUCGAGCUCUUGAUAACCUAUAAUUAAAAAUCCUCCUGUCGUCGUUUAAUGACCUGCCCGGAAAAGGUCGUAACAAAUUUGGAUGUAACGCGAAAGCUUCAUCGGCGACGAAAACAUAUGGAAGAGGAACGCCGUUAUCAUCACCAGGUACUAAUGUUGGWUUUGGUUUGGAUUACUUAAAUUGAAGACCAAUGGCACUCACAAAUAAAUUAUUAUUGAGUCAAGUAGCUGGUUAUACCAUUGCAGCAAUUCUUUCAUUAUGCAUCAUCAUACCAAUGAGUCUUCAUCAAGAUGAAUUUAAAGGACACUGUCUUUUGUUCUCUUCUGGYCAAUGGCUCGAGAAGAAUGGUCAAUUUUUAGUGAAUUGGGCAUCUCAAGCUUAUUGUAACUAUUCAAUUUUUGUUGGAGUCYUGCUGUUAGUUAUAUCAUCAAUACAGACCUAUAGGAUGUCAAUUUUUGCUUAUAAAGGAACUGACAGUUCUUUUUUAUUGACAUUUAUUGAUGCCAUUACAUGUGUACUUAUGUGUAUAUUUACAAUCAAUGCUGCUCUGAUGAUAACAUUUGGAUUUAUGACUUGGUGUAAUGACAUGAUUGAAAGAUUUCCAUCGUGUGAAAUGGCUGCUGGAAAUCCUAUUGAUAUUCAAGAUGGAAUCGAUACAUCUGGUUUUUACUUUCAACUUGGAGUAGCUCAGUUUGGUAUAUGGGCUUCAUGGUCUUGCUGGGUUGGUUUGACAGUUUGCACUAUGUGUAAACUUUGUUAUUAUCAUCAAAUGAGUAAUAUGAAAGCUUCAAUGUUACGAGAAAGACAGAAGCUUAUUGAUGAAGGUAUGGCUGCACCCACCCGAGUGACUCCAUAUACUACUCAAACAGAUAGUACUUCAGAUGAAAGUAAUAAUUCUAAAAUUGAAUCACAACCAUCAAAAUCUAUUAAUGACAAAAAUAUUAAAUAGUUCAUUAUAUUAAAAUUAUAAGUGUAAUUUAUUUUUUAUUUCAUUAAAUUAA